Camponotus floridanus (Florida carpenter ant) is the source of this 3476-nucleotide messenger RNA. RefSeq names its product protein sel-1 homolog 1 (gene Hrd3). Gene Ontology annotation, biological process: ERAD pathway. Lineage: Eukaryota; Metazoa; Arthropoda; Insecta; Hymenoptera; Formicidae. Gene Ontology annotation, molecular function: protein binding. Bases 470 to 2764 code for a protein of 764 amino acids. Gene Ontology annotation, cellular component: endoplasmic reticulum membrane. The record is from RefSeq and is a predicted model, not a curated record. The transcript has 6 exons.
GUGUAAACAAACGUCAUAUGUGCUCCCGCAUUCGUGUCCAAUUGUAAGCGGUGUGGGCGUUAUCGUAUCAUGGCGAUCGCGCACUCUUAACAACUGGUGAACAGCUGAUUCGGCGAAUGUUUUCCCGCGUGAUAUAACAUAACAUACGGUUCGCGAAGAGCGCGACAGAUCCAAAUCUAUAUCGACAGAUCCGUCCCUCUGUCUCUCAUCUCUCUCUCUCGCUUUUUUUCGCGGCUGUCUUGUUUUUGUUGACACGAGCGGAAAGAUGUGUAUUGACGUGUCCUAAUGACGUAAUUGGUCGAAGAGGCGAGACGGUCCCACGAAUGUCCACGUACAUACACGUAUGUGCGAUCAAUCGCGCGCUUUGUAUAUCGCGUGCCUGUCAUGAGCACGCUAAGGUCACCGGCAUUCGGUGCUUUGUAAUGUGAGGAGUCGUGUCGUGGGGAAAAAAACGGAAUCCCGCCGAGCUAUGAUGUCCAACGGGGGCGCCGCGUUCCUGCUGUUCCUAACGUUGUCGCUCGCGUUGUGCGCGGAACUGGAGAGUGGCUCGAAGAAGCGCGGCGAUAUCACGCAAAAGUCAAAUUCCAACGAGGAGACGGACGAGGAGGUCGCCGAGGACCUGGAGACCGCCUUCGAACAAAUACGCGAGCUGACUGCUCUGCGCGAUACGAUCAUGAAGAUGGUACCGACGUCCGAUCCGCUUUACGAGAAGAUUAACAAGCAAGUGGGCAGGAAAGAGGCGGAGAGCAAGACGGAGAGUCAGGCCAGCAAGGAGACCUUGGAAAGUCCGGGGCCUAGAAGUGUAUGGAUGAAGACUAUGAUAGCCGAGACGAAAGACACGGAUCCUCUGGUUAUCGGGAGACAGCUCGAUAAUGAGGAUAUAGAGUCCUGGGACAAUCGAGAAUUGCUCGAGAGAUUGCUCAACGAAGAGGAGAUCCAAGAACCGUUGUCGCCGGAACAACAGACAGCUGAACAGUUAUUCAAGAAUGCACAGAAUAUUUUAAAUGCGAUGCGUGCCAACAAGUCCGAGGGUUACGAAUUGCUCAUCGAAGCAGCAAAGUUGGGUCAUCGAGAAGCCAGAUCUAUAUUAGCAUGGGCAAGAUUACUUGGAUCUCGUUUGGGUCCUGCAUCUUUGCGAGUGUCUAUUGAUGAUAUGCCUAGUAUAUUUGAAAUAUUCAAAGAGCUUGCAGACACUGGCCUCCCAUCUGCUCAUAUGGGAAUGGGAUUUUUAUAUGCGACUGGUAUUGGCGGUGUUAAUGCAUCUCAAGGAAAAGCUUUACUCCAUUAUACUGUUGCUGCCCUUGGUGGAGAUACUAGGGCUCAAAUGGUUAUGGGAUAUCGCCAUUGGGCAGGAGUGACAACACCAGCGUCUUGCGAGCGAGCUCUGGAUUUCUAUCGAAAAGUAGCGAAGAAAGUCGCGGAGGAAGUAUCGUUAAGCGGUGGUCCGGUAGUCCAACGUGUUCGAUUAUUGGAUGAAAACGAAAACCCGGGAUACAGCUCCGGAAUCUUUGAUCAGGAUUUGAUAGAAUAUUAUCAGUUGUUAGCCAAAAAGGGCGACACUCAGGCGCAAGUUGGAUUAGGUCAGCUUCAUUAUCAAGGAGGUAGAGGAGUUCCGUUAGAUCAUGAAAGAGCUGUACAAUAUUUUCAACAUGCUGCUGACGCUGGUAAUCCAGUCGCUAUGGCUUUUCUUGGAAAGAUAUACUUAGAAGGAAGUGAAAUCGUCAAGCAAGACAAUGAAACAGCAUACAAAUAUUUCAAGAAAGCUGCAGAAUUAGGCAAUCCAGUAGGCCAAAGUGGAUUGGGUCUCAUGUACUUAUAUGGGAUGGGAGUAGAGAGAAAUACUGCAAAAGCGUUGCAAUAUUUUAGUCAAGCUGCAGAGCAAGGCUGGGUCGAUGGACAAUUGCAAUUGGGCAAUAUGUAUUUUAGUGGUACAGGUGUUAGACGAGAUUAUAAACUGGCAAAUAAAUAUUUCACCUUAGCCAGUCAAUCUGGUCAUGUGCUGGCAUAUUACAAUCUUGCUCAGAUGCACGCCACUGGUACUGGAUUAAUGAGGAGUUGUCCGACAGCUGUAGAAUUAAUGAAAAAUGUUGCCGAAAGAGGAAAAUGGAGCGAUCAACUGAUGGUAGCGCAUAACGAUUACAGAGACGGCAGAGUGAACGAAGCCUUUCUGAAUUAUGCUCUAUUUUCCGAAAUGGGUUACGAGGUCGCGCAAAGUAAUGCGGCAUUUAUUUUGGACAGAGGAGAGACGGAUGUUCUAUCAGAAGAGGAAGGUUUAGUCAGAGCUUUAGCGUUGUGGGCGCGAGCUGCCGCGCAAGGAUAUUCUGCGGCACAAGUAAAACUUGGCGAUGCGCAUUACUACGGCAGAGGAACGAAAAUUGAUUACGAGAUUGCGGCGGGUCACUAUCGUUCGGCAUCCGAGCAACAGCACAACGCUCAGGCCAUGUUCAAUUUGGGAUAUAUGCACGAACGUGGUUUAGGUUUGGCAAAAGAUCGCCAUUUGGCUAAGCGAUGUUACGAUUUAGCCGCGGAUGCUAGUCCCGACGCGCGAAUACCUGUAGCGCUAGCUUUGAUUAAACUCUCCUUCCUAUUUGGAAUCGAUUACCUGCAGGAAUUCAGUUUGGUCGAUCAAUUGGAUAAGUGGGAUCAAUUGCUCGGACAGAACUGGGAUUUAUAUCUUAUCGGAUUUCUCACAGGAAUGCUCAGUCUUAUUAUAUACUUCCGCAGACCGCAGCCACCUCCCCCACCGAGACCUCCUGUUAACUAAAUUUUGUACUUUCAUUCAUUAUAUCUCAUAUACAUAUAUAAAUAUAUAUAAAUAUACAUAGAUUUUUCUAGGAUAAGCUGGGAAGGAAUUUUAUAAAAGAUUCAUAUUCGCGGGAAAUCAUUUUUGAUAAUGUGAUUUGUCUUUCCGAUGUUGCAGAAAGAAUAAUCUCAUGUUCACAUUUGAAUGUUUUAAAUGUGUGUAUCAUAGUAAUUUAUUUCUAACACUUAGACUAUUGGAAAUAAUUUACUUUUAAAUUCGUCAAAGAUCAUAUAACGCUGCCCUUGGCAUAAUUUUUUCGUAAUUUCUAUUUUGUUUAGCUCUACUUUCUCAUACUUGAUUAAUUGAUACGCAGACUCUGAGCUAGUUCCUAGUUUAUCAAGUUCCAUUACUACGCUCAAUGUAUGUCGUGUGAAUAGGAAUAUUAUCUAUAAAUGAACAAGUUUGUAAAAAACAAAUUUCUUCUUUCUAUAAAAUAAUAUAAUAAUUAUCAAAUUCACAAAUUCAAAUUCGCUCCAUACAUCAUAUUACUUUCAUACAAUAUUGGUGGUGUCUUUGCAGCAAUAUAUAAUUUUGUCGUGAUUUUGUAUUAUUAAAUCAAUUAUUAGCUUUCUUUAGUGACACACAUUUGUAACUGUCUUAGUUUACGUACAGAAUAGACAUACUAAGAUAUUAUAAAACAUUGCUGUAAUAUAAAAUACGAAUUAAAAAAUUG